CUCCGACAAGGCGCAGAAGAAGCGUUGAAGGGUGGGCUGAGCAGCACUGGCUCACGCCGCCGUGCAAAUCGCAGCUGUUCCAGUAUGCUUAUGGGCCCUGUGUCCGAUGUGGCGGAUGAAGUGAACUCGCACGGGCGGCGCGACGAUUCCUUCUUCACCUGUUGUGACAUUGUCAGCAUGAGCAAGAGCAUCAGCGGCGGCGCGGACCGCUACAUGCCGAUUUCCUCUAACAUAGCCGAGGGAGAAAGCUUCACCGCCGCAGACGAGUGGCAGCAUCCACGGACAGGUGAGCCAGGGAGCAAGGAAACCAAAUGUUGACCUUGCGCAUGAGAGGCAUUGCUGGCUCUCGUGCGCAUUGCAGGUGCGUCGGCUCAUCGGCCCUCCCCUCACGGGGACGCGCUGCUCCCGAUGAGCGGGACCAUCGACGCUGAAGGCAUCCACCUCACCCGCUCGGCGCACCAGUCGCCCUCCAACCGGCUCAACUUCAUCUCCAUGCCCGUGCCCAACACGGCCCCGCCGUCCGCCCCAUCGUCGAUGAGGUGUCUGCCUUCCAUCCGCAAGUGUCUGCCAUCGGUGAGGAGACGACACCGCAACCGCGAGCGGCUCUUCCAAAGGCAGCUCACCGACGGAGAUGACGGCUUUCUCGGCGUGGAGGAUGACAACGACGAGUACUGCAUCAGCGAGGGAGGCGGCAGUGGCAGCCCCUAUGCGCUGAUGGAUGCCGAUGCGGAUACGUCGCUGCCCGUGGGAUUUCCGCCGAAGUCGCUGAGUGACAGCCCUUCCGGCGCCGAAGAGCACACGCCCACCGCACGCACCGCGGUGAAAAGGGCAGGCUGGUCGCGCGCGUGGAAGGACCGUCUGACCCUCUCGCGCAAGGCCAAAGGCACCGCCUCGACCACGGACCGGUCGCCGAAGCGCCACCCCCGCCACCUGCACCCUCCCCCAUCGCCCCCAGCCGUCCCCUUCCCGCCCCCAUCAUCCACACACGAACACGUCAACCAAGCUGCAGCAGCAGCAGCAAGCGGCAUCUGCAACCACGCGGCUGACGACCAGGACGCCGCCAAGGGGGGCGGGAGUGGGGGCGCGAGCCCCAGCGACAAGAGGGCCGAGAACGACGAUGCUGCCAAGAGGGGAGGGGGAGGGGGAGGCAAGAAAGACAGUGACCCCAACAACAAUAGAGACAACGACCUCCCAGGUGGCGGCGGCGGUGGGCCGGAGGAGGGCGGCGAGGGUGGGGGAGGGGGAGGGGGUGACGACAACAACGGUGAGGAGGAGUCGUCCGCUUCGGAGGAUGACGAGUUUGUGGACUGUGAGGAGGAGGAGGAUGAGAACGAGGAGGAGGAUGACGACCCCGACCCCGACGUGCAGCAGGCCGCCUUCGGGGCCGCUCUGAAUGGCAAGGGCGCCGUGGAUGGCGCCACGGGGGAGGAUUGGCACGGCUACCUGCCGGCGCAUCUGCGGGAGAGGGAUCGCAUCCCGAGGAGAAGGGCGCUGGCGGCACAGAAGGGCGAGUUCAAGCUGUCCCUUUGGAGCCUGCUCAAGGUAGGAAGCAGUGGGUCGUUGCAAGCUCACAUACAGAUGUACAGGCGAUUGUUUGGUGUGUGGUGUGGUGUGUGCAUCAGGACACUGUUGGCAAGGAUUUGUCUCGCAUUAGUAUGCCCGUGACGCUCAACGAGCCGCUCAGCUUCCUGCAGGCACGCACCGCACAGAACAUAACACAAAUAUAUAAACGAAAACCACAUACAUCACAACAACACAUCUGUCUGUCUCUGUCUGUCUGUCUCUGUCGUUGCCGUCAGCGUUUGGCCGAGGACGUGCAGUACCAUUCCCUGCUGACGGCUGCGGCCAAGCAGACGUGCCCGCUGAAGCGGCUCGCACACGUGGCGGUGUUCGCAUGCACCCCGUAUGCCACGUCAGUCAAGCGUCUGCAGAAACCUUUCAACCCCAUUCUAGGUCAAUCAGUCACCCCCACCCCGCCAGCACACACACGGGCAAGGCAGGGAGUCUCCUAUGUUAUGUGUGUGGUGGUGUGUGUGGUGUGGUGUGGUGUGGUGUGCAGGUGAGACGUACGAGGUGAGCCAUCUGGGGUACCGCAUGAUCGCAGAGCAGGUGUCGCACCACCCGCCCGUAUCGGCCUACCACGUCAUCGACGACAACCACAACUUCACUCUUUGGGGGUCAUGCCACGGCAAAAUCAAAUUCACCGGCACGACCGUCGAAGUCAAAGUCGCCGGUAAGCUUAGCUAGUGGGCAAGGGAUGGAUUCGACGAACGAACGAAUGGAUGGAUGGAUGGAUGAGGACGUGUUUGUGUGUGUUUGUGUGUGUGUGUGUGUCAGGUUGGGUGCGUCUGCGGCUGCGGACGUGUGACGGUUGGGAGGAGUACGUCUGGGGGCGGCCCAUCACUGUCGUGCACAACAUCAUCUUCGGUCGGUCGGCUGCUCUCCUCAAGAGAGGAAUGCUCUCACUGCAGCACACAUCAUAUCUAUCUUAUCUAGGCGUGUACCUACCGUGCGUGUGUCUGUCUUGUGUGUUGUGUUGUGUUGUGGUGCGUUGUGUUCGUUGUUUUGUCGCACUUAACUGCAGGUGGGCUGUGGAUGGAGUGGGUUGGCAUGGUGUCGGUGCGUAACUGCACGCGAAGACAGACCGCCAUGCUCGAGUUCAUGCGACGCACAGGCGGCAUGUUCACCAAAGCAUCACCCCUACACCAACUGAGGUAACUAACGGUAGUUGACACCUACCUACUCACACACACCAAUCACCCAACACACACUCUCUCUCUCGUGUGUCACGUCACCCACCAUCACAGAGGCGAGGUCCGCGACGAGACGGGCACCCCCCACUACGUGGUGGGCGGCUGCUGGAGCCAGCACAUCUGGGUGCAGACCGUCAACGCGCGACAGCCGUCCUCGCCAGACAGCGGCGGGUCCAACCGCCCCUAUGACGUCUCGUACGACCCCCCGACCACCGGCCUGCAGCGGCUGGACGGCGUCCACCACCACCACGACCACGAGGCGCAUGCGGGGCCCAGCACGGCGCUGCUGCACUGUGGCAAGAGCGACGACUCCUUCGCCAAUCUCGACGACUCACCGCCCGUGUCGCCAUCAGGCCUCCGCUCCAAACACAAACUCACCGGUCGGUGAGGGGAGGGAGGGGAGAGGGGAGAGCACGCAACGGGCACUCACUGACCCUCUCUCCCUCUGUCCCUCUGUGUGUACGUCCGUGUGUGGAUCAGUGUGUCUGGAGCAGAACUCCCCCUCCCCCGACCCCCGUGACACAUUGGUGGAGUGGCGUCCAGCGGCGGACCCCCCCAACUCGUGUGCGUACUUCAACUUCACGUCUGUGGCGAUGGAGCUCAACGAGGUGAGCCCCGACUACGACCCCAAAGAGGGCGUCCCCGUGCCCAUCACCGACUCACGAUUCAGAACCGACCAGGUGAGUCGGUGUGGGGUGCAGAGAUGGACAGUAAAACCGCCUGUGCGUGGCUGGCUCGCUUAGUGAUUGAUCUCUCCUCCUUACUCUUUUGUGUGUGCUGGCUGGCUGGCUGUUUGUGUGUGUCAGCGGUUGUAUGAGGAGGGUCGUGUAAAUGAGGCCCAGGCGGAGAAGAGGCGGUUGGAGGAAAAGCAGCGGGCGGCCAGGAAGGCACGCAUCGAUGAGUGGCAGCCAAGGUCAGGGAGGGAGGGAGGAAGCAAGCACCCCACUAUCCCAAAACCACCCAAUCGACGGAUGCAUGUGCCGUCCGUGUGUCUGUCACGGUGUCCGUGUAGGUGGUUCGAGCGUCGUUUGGACCCGAUAGUGAGCAAGAAGGAGCCCACCUGGCAGCUGCGGCAGACUCCCUCCUACUGGGACAAGAAGAGGGACUACGCCGACCUGCUCAUGCGCAGCCAGGCCCCCAACACCAACAGACACGCCACGAUGGGGCACGGCCAGGGCGGUGUUUUUCCCGAAGCCCCCGACCUUUUCUAGAUGGAUGGGGGGAGGGGAGAGUAGCUAGGGUAGCUAGCUAGCAGCAGGCACGGUCGUGGGGCACAUUACAUUGUCAUGUGUUCGUGUGUUGUGUGGGGGGUGGGAAGUGGGUAUUGGUUGCCCUGGGCGGGGUGAAUACGAUUGGUGGGGGCAUUUUUGAUAUGAGAGUUGCUUGGUUCUUCAAUCAAUUGAGUGCUCUGAAAGCGGGGGCGGCUUUGAAGCCCGCCCGAAUAGGGAGAGAUGGCGGCCAGGGCAGGAGGGGAGCGGAGGGAGGGAUGGUCAUCAUCGAGAUGAUGACUGUCGCUUGCUGACCGUCUGACCGACCGACCGACCGACUGACGGUCUCGGUUGGUUGGUUGGUUGGUUUGUUUGUUUGUUGCUCGCUCGUGUCGUGUGCUGUUUGCUAGUAUUCUUGCUGUGGGGUCUCUCUCUCUCUCUCUCUCUCUGUGUGUGUGUGUGUGUGUCUUGGUGUGCCUGCAUCUGGCUGUAUGUCUGUGGAGGAAAGAGCCUACUAAGUAUGGACGGCUUGUCCAGACCGGCUGGGUGGCUGGAUGGUUGAUGAAGUGAUGAAAUAACUGAUGGAUUGACCGAAUUGGCCAACAGCGAGCGGACGGCAUUCCAACCGGUGUGGUGUCACGUGACCGCUUAGCUUACCUGCCUGUCAGGCAGGCUUGGUCUCUCUGUAUUGCAGCUAUGUCGGAAUGCCACGGCCUGCCUGUGUGCCUGCCUGUGUGGGUGCAGUGCUGCCCUCAGUGUGUUGAGCAGCCCGGUGUGUGAGGCUGGCGUGUCUGCAGAGUGGUGCGAUCGCAUCGCGUGCAGGCCCAGCCCACCUCACAUGAGAGCUGGACACACACAGGGGUAUGCGUAUGUAGCACACACCGAGAGAUGUUGGUUGGGGAAAUGAGAGAACUUUGUGAGAAGUGACUGACCCAGAUCAGACAGACACCGACCGGAUCAGAGAGAGAGACAGAGACAGAGACGAGACUCACCAGCGACCGAGCCGAUGGAAAUCCGCGUGUGUGUGUACAGUAUUUGUGCGAACGCUUCACAUGUGUUUGUCUGUCCGUGUCCGUGUCCCUGUCUGUGUCUGCCUGGGUGCUGGCUACACGUGUCGAUGGAUGGAUGGAUCGUGCAAUGGAUGGCUUGAAUGAACUCAAUGAAUGCUCGCUCGCUUGACUGA
Messenger RNA from Vitrella brassicaformis, 5144 nucleotides. The record is from the annotation of a GenBank genome assembly. Lineage: Eukaryota; Vitrellaceae.